GCAACAAGUGAAACUCCACCCUUCCUACAGACUGGGGAGAAUAAAACGCAUCCACGGCGACCGCUGGCGAGUGUGAGGAGAGUUUCUGUGAAGGUGCCGGGUUUCCACACAGUCGCUGGCGUGCAACGGAGAAAGAGGCGGGAUCUCCUUCAAGUAGCUUAGUUGUGAUUUGCUGAAUUUACAGACUUUUCCUCUUAAAAUCCCAACCCUCUCCUCCCUUUUUUUUUUUUUUUUUUUUUUUUUUUUUUUUUUUUUUUUUUUGAGAAGUUGGCGUGGGGCUGCUUCUCGGUGCGCUCGUCAGCUGCCAUCAGGUCCUCAGUGCCUUGUGCUGACACCAUGAGUCUGGAGGCUGAUGAACCCAAGGAAGGAAGAUUCUGUAAGCCAGAUUUCUUGAAAAGCAGAACAGAAAGAAGAAAUUCCCUGUAGAAACUGUUAAAAAGACAAUUUGUGAAGAAGAUCAUGGCAAUUGGCCACAGAUGUCUUCAACUCCAAAAAUCUGGCCAUUCAGGCCCAGAAGAAGAUCCUUGGAAAAAUGGUGUCCAAAUCCAUAGCAACUACUUUGAUUGAUGACACAAGCAGUGAUGUCUUAGAUGAGCUCUACAGAGUAACAAAGGAAUAUACACAAAAUAAAAAGGAAGCAGAGAAAAUAAUAAAAAACCUAAUUAAAAUAGUCCUUAAGUUGGCAAUUCUCUACAGGAACAACCAAUUUAAUCAGGAUGAAAUAACACUGAUGGAGAAAUUCAAGAAGAAAGUUCAUCAGCUGGCUAAGACUGUGGUCAGUUUCCAUCAGGUGGAUUAUACCUUUGACAGGAAUUUUUUGUCCAAACUGCUAAACGAUUGUAGAGAGCUGCUUCAUGAAAUUAUUCAGCGUCACCUAACUGCCAAGUCACAUGGACGCAUCAACAAUGUGUUUGAUCACUUCUCUGAUUGUGAAUUUUUGGCUGCCUUGUACAAUCCCUUUGGACCUUAUAAACUCCAUUUGCAGAAACUUUGUGAUGGUGUCAACAAAAUGCUAGAUGAGGGGAAUAUAUAAGUACUUGUAUUAAAGUUGACUGCCUAUGCAUUAUUUUUAGAUGGAACACUGUUGAUUUAUGAAGGAAUAAGGGAGCAUGCCAAAAGGGUUUUUUACAUUGUGACAAAUAUUUCCAAAAUACCUUUAUUAAAUUGAUUUCCUCCUUAUGAGCUAUCUGUUGCUAUUCACAGUCCAUCUGGAGGAAAGACUGCUCAUGACUGUGUUUUACUGUGCUUUGCCUACGGAAACAGCUGGAUAACGACAAUAAAACAGAAUGGUCCAAGUACAGUAAGAGUCCUGCAAGAUAGAUAUACAAAAUGAGACAAUCAACAUCUCUCACAGAUUUACAGAAUUAUUCCUAAACUAUCAGUCUAGUUAUGUUGCUAACAGACUGUCAUGGUGAUGGUACACUCUAUAAUUUCUUUGACUUACUUGUAAAAUACAUAUAUUUGAUUCAUUUAUAGUCUUUUAUGCUCUCUGCACAGAUCACAGCUUCCUAAUGUUGCCCUUAUGAAGCACCCAGUUUUAAAUAUUAUCAGUCAUGCUGUCAUGUAGAGUCUUAACAGGUGAAAACUUUCUGUCUGCAAGGCUACCAAGUAUAGUACCUUAUAGACCUGCACAGAUGCUUGCUUCCUUUGAUUAUAUGGGGAUUAUUUGAGGAAUAAGCUACAGGAACAUAGCCUGACUGGGGAAAAACAUUCCCUGGAAACCACUUGUGGUACCCAGUUUUAUCUCUCUGCCUAUGAUAAGGUAAAACUCAAGGACUUAUCUGUGCAAAUACUUAAGAUCCUAAGAACACAGCUUAGUAGUCCACAAUUCUGUUUGAAAGGGUGUGAGUCGGGAGAUUUUGUCACACUAGGCUGAUGUGCAUGAUGAUGUAAAUUCAGAAAGUGUGGUCAUCUGAAAGUAAAUUUCAAGCCCACUUGGUAUAUGAUAAGACUAGAAACAGCAUCUAGUCUUAUUGUAUCCUAUACUAUUUAACUAAUGGAAAAAUGGAAUCUUGAAUACAUUUUAAAAUUUUCCUCUUCUCUCCCCUUCUGCCUUUCAUCUCUCUCUUCUUCCUGCCUUGCUCUUGGGGAUAAAAAAAAUGUGACUUCAGAGACACUGUAAUGUACUUAAAAGUGUGAAGUUAAUACAUUUCAAACACCUGAAGACUUUUUGUUAGGAAUCAUAUACAGAAUUUGCUGUUUUGUUAGAAAGCUGAUAAAGAAUGUGCUGUUUAUUUAAUUGCCAGUGGUUUUGCUAUUUGCUGUGUCUUUUUGUUUUAAUGAGUAAACCAAAGAAUAUUUGCACUUUGAACUUUUCAUGCUUUUUUUUUUUUCUUCUCGUUGCAUUUUAAGUUACAAAGAGCAAACUUAGCCUGUGCUGGCAACAAAACCAUCACAGCCUCUGACAUAUGGCUUCAGCAUUACUUACAAUUUUUUAAGAGAGGAAAUUCACUAUUGUUUGUGUUUGUUUGGUCACUAAGCUCUGAUUGUUCCCAGAAUCAUGCCAGAUAAAUGUGGCUCUCAAAUGUGAACUUACUUUAUACAAGCCACUGGUGUCCAGCAGAGAGAGAUUAAUGUACUAGUAGGCUGGAACACCUGAGAGCUGAUGCAAGAAUUUGCCAAGAAAUAGAUUAUUAGGGUGAUAUCUACAGGUAUAUAAUUAAAGAUUCCUUCUUGUAUUUUACUUAAACAGUAAAUACAUUGUGCAUUUGCCCAUCAGAAGCUAGGUACCGGAGUGCAACUUCAUGAGGGAAAUCCCAAAAAUUUGAAAGAGUAGUUUCUGAUGUAUUUGUUCCAUGUAUUUAUUUUCCCACCUAGAAAAGGAAAGCUGUUUUCUUUCUCAGUUCUCUGACAUGAGAAUUGAAAGGAAACUUCACUUCUAUAUGUGGAUACAGCUUUCUUCACAAAUUCUGUUUCUAAAUCAUGGUCUGAUUCUCCAAAAUAGCAUCACUUAUAAUGAAUGGUAACAGUUACUGAAAGGAGGACAGGACAGUACCUUAUUUGGAACCAGGCAUAACAUAUUCAUGUAUUUGUAAACUAUGAAAGAUUUUCUUUAGCCAUGACCUAGGACAUUUUGACUGCUCAAUUUAAGAUUUUCUCUGGGACAAAAACUGCUUAAAUGGUCUUUGUACAUUGUUAACAAACUCCUACUUAGAUGUAUAUGAGCCAUAUUGUGUCAUACUAUGUAUAUUUUCAGUAACACAAUAACUUCAUAGUCAGUUGCAUUAUUGACCAUUUAGUUGUUAGAAGUGAAAGUUGAUCAUGAAGAUUUGAUUAUAAGCAUAUAAACUUGACAACUAGGAGAAGUUAUAUUUGGCUUGCAAACUAGUUACAUUUCUUCUGAAGUGCUCUAAUGAUAGUUCUGUCUGGCAUUCAUUUUCAAUUGCAAAGAAGUGAUUUCUGAAUGAUGAAAUAAAACAACUGUAUUGGACUUCCAAAAGCCUGCUUUUGUAGGGAACAUGAUGUAGCAUUUGAGCUGUAUACUUUUGCAAUUAGUUUAUUUUUCCUGCAGCAUACAUAAACGGUGUCAUUAAUUGCCAAACUUCAGAAAUAAAUUGACAGAAAUUUC
Molecule: messenger RNA, 3568 nt
Organism: Pogoniulus pusillus (Red-fronted tinkerbird)
Lineage: Eukaryota; Metazoa; Chordata; Aves; Piciformes; Lybiidae
Gene: TNFAIP8
Product: TNF alpha induced protein 8
Exons: 3
Coding region: 533-1033 (166 amino acids)
Biological process (GO): regulation of apoptotic process
Cellular component (GO): cytoplasm
Molecular function (GO): cysteine-type endopeptidase inhibitor activity involved in apoptotic process
Source: RefSeq, a predicted model, not a curated record